GGGAAAUCGAAAGGACGACAAUCAUAUUUCUACAUUACGAGCUGUACUAUUGCCUGCGUGCAGACGUCUCCUAUUUCCUUUGUUGCACGCGGAAAAGGGACGUCUGCGUAACGCCGUCGCUAAUCGUGUUCCAGCGUCCCGCUGUCAGGGUAUUCUAUUUCGCAUAAAUUGUGAAAUAAUAUCCGGUUAGAAAUAAGAGUUGACAGGCCAAACAAAACAUCAUAAGCUCGUGAUACGGGCGAAACGUGACCUUGAGAGUCUGCUUGAACAGAGGUUUUUCUUCUUUUCUCUCUCGCGCUAAGAUUACUAGCACUACACAGUGCAUGUAGCAUUCUAACCUUUGACUGAGUAAAUCUCAUUUUUGCCGCGCUAAGUCUUACAUUUAGAAGUCAUGAAGCAGGUUUGUUACAUGCAUACUGAGUAAUCAUUUCCUGUGGUUUAUGCUUCUGUGGGUGUUCCCGAUAGGAUUUGAUUUCAGAUGCAGUUGUAAAGUGUUUAAAUUUUCUUGACCUCUGUUUGUUACGGCUAAAUAAAGAUUUUAGUUUCUUUGGCUGGCUUUCUCCGAAAUGCCUGCCUGGUACGAAGUCCACACCGCUUUUGUAGUUUUCUCAGACACUGUUUACUAAUAUGAUGUGAUGUGUCAUGCACAGUAAAUUGUAAAGAAAUAAUUUCCUCGUACACGUUAAAUUUUCCGCGUCCCCGCACAAGAUUUCGAUCGCUCUGCUUUUCGAUCGACGAAAAACACAGCACACAAUCGCACAUGUUUCUAUUUGUUUUGGUUAGAAAACCCCGCUUACAUAUAAAAUCAUUUAAAUCACCGCAUACAUUAUCAGACCACAUUCGAUAACAACCAAUCAGCGUUAAGUCAAACAAUGCGCACUGUGUGUCAGCCUAUCGCAGCGUGUUCCCAAGAUCUUGGGAACCCAGCAGGACGCUGGAACACGAUUAGCGACGACGUUACGCAGACGUCCCUUUUCCGCGUGCAACAAAGGAAAUAGGAGACGUCUGCACGCAGGCAAGCUGUACUACGGCUUACAUAGACCAAACCGGCUGCCCUUUGCAUGAGGGUGUGAAUGGGGUUAACUGACUAGCGACAAAGGGCGAAAAAUAUUACUGACUACCGACAAAAUGAGUAAAAAAUUACCGACUACCGACAGCAAAAAUAUUAACCGACUACCGACAUGGGCUGAUAUUAUCAAUAUUUGUUUCAGGAAAAAGAGCAUUUUGUAUUUAAUCUAACCGUUAGCUCGAGGAAGUAAGUAACCUCUUUAAAUUUAUGACUCAUCAGAUGGCCUAACGGAAAGACUUUCCUUUUUUUUGAUACAGGUACAUUGCUACAGCCAAUAUCAAAAUCACAAAGUCAAACCUUAAAGAUGCUACCGACUUUAUAAAUUUUAUUGAAAAGUCAAAGGUGAAAAAACCGAACGUUUUUGCUUAGAUUAAUCCUCAAAGAAAAUUCUUUCCCGUUUAAUGUAAAGAACUAUCAGUACAAACCCACGUUACCGUGAUGAGCACAAAGAAAGCAGUUUCCUUUCCAACAUUUUCAUGGCACAUUUUGAGACACAAAGUUUAAGCAAAACCGUCUUUAAACCAACUGUUUGAAAACGCUACAUAAAUGACAUUUUUUCCCUAUGGGACAUAAGUAAACCAGACAUCGUAGCUUUCUUCGCGGAACAAGUAAACUUACAUGCCCUCCUAUGAAAUUCACGGCCGAAAGAUCUGAAAAUGAGACAUUCUUUUUAGAAACGGUUGUAUACCAAGGUACAACAUUCAGCGAAAAAAUGAGAAAAAGCUACCCUUGACGUAAAGACGCAUUUGAAACGGAAACCUUACAGUAUAUACAUUUUCACCUCUUAUCACCCACCAUUUGUUAAAGCGCCUGUUUGACAAACGAGAAGCCUCGAGAAUCCUACGAACAAACUCCUCUGAGGAAGUAUUUCAGAUUUCAAAAGCGCUUGAUGGACAGAGGCUAGCCACACAAUUUUGAGAGAAAAAUUGCUAUUAGAAGUAAAACUCACGGAAAGGAAGGCUGCAGCGCUCCUGAAAAAAAAACAACCAGGAAGAAAAAGACUGAAAUAUUGCCUUUCGUGACACAAUGCCAGCCCUUAGUGUCGAUAAAAAAGAAGCUUUAAUGAAAAAGUGGAAUCUCAUACAAAACCAACCACUAUCUUGCCAAAAUUUUAAAGAACCACCUAAAGUGCUAUUUCUUUGAGAAAGGAAAAUUAUGGCAAAGGACAUGCUUGUUAGAACCAAAACAUGAGAGGGAUAGAUGUGCAGCCUGUCAUCCCUUGCAGUUUUUCAAUAAAAAUAAUUUAAGUAUCCAAAAGGCUAGAGUCCAGUAAGUAAUUAAUUAAUUACUUUUUACUGUGCCCUGUUGUCGACAGGGAAACCAAGUUCGCAUUUACAAUAAAAGCUUGGGUGAUUUUAUCAGUACUAAUUAUUCAUUUAAUGGCAAACAAUGAUGAAAUAAACGUUCAUGUUGCAUAAAAAACAAGAGUUAAUGAACGGUUUAGGCGCAAUCAAAUGAAUCAUUCUUGCAAGUUUUACUCUUUCCUUAGGGAUCAAAGUCUUGAAAAGUGGGUGAGAUACAUAAAAAAUAUUAAUAAUUAACAAGCGUUUUUACUUAUUAACUGAGAUUUUCCGACAACCGGCGAAAAUCGAAAAGUUUAACCGACUACCGACAAAGAACGAAAAUUUUAACCGGCUACCGACAAAAUUACUGAAUUUUAACCGACAGCCGACAAGUGGACCCCCCCAUUCAGACCCUCUUGCAUGUGUCGAUGUGGAAAACGCCUUUUAAACUUGUAGUUUUAAAAAAAUAAAUAAAGCAGGUAUCGAAAACCUCGACAACGAUAUUGACACUGCCUUCUCCGAAUUUAACGAUUACGUUAAACAGCAUGGCGUUGAAGGCAUUGACAAGUUCCUAGAAGACGCUUUGGAAAAAUGGAAACAAGUGGACAUAAAUAUUGCAGUUGUUGGCAACUCCGGAAGUGGAAAAUCCAGCUUCAUUAACACAGUUCGAGGGUGGGUAUAAUUAAAAGUUUAAUUAACUUUCUUUGAUGGGUACCUUAUUCACAAGGCCUGACAAGUUGAUUUUGUGCCAAUAAGGCGGAUCGCGUAAUAAGGAAUCGCAAAUGUUAUUAUAUACACCAAGCCAGCUCUUUCAUAAGUACAGCGUCUCGCGAUGUCAUUCCUGAACAUUAUUCGUGAAUUAUCAGUCCAUUUCUUCUCUUAAAGUGGUCAUUAGUCACUUCCGGGUUUUUUCACAAGCUCAUAUCGAAAGUGAAAGGUAUCAACUAGCACUUCCUUGAGGUGGGGUAAGCUUAGACUUAAGCCGGCUUUGAUUUCCGCUGCGUUAAACCCCUAAACGGGGGCCCUGGCAUAAAGAACCAGAAAAAUUAUCCUUUUGUAUUGGCCCACGUUCAUCCUUAAUAUAUUACUGGGUCUUUCAGCAACCUGUUCGCGCUAAGAGUUUAAUGAUGGAUCAAACGAUAUUUUUUUAUUGAGCAUCACAGGUCAAAUCUCGUCUUAAACUGGAAGAGAGCGGAUCUAUUAAAGUUUCAAGAUCAGUAGAAAGAAACGCGUACGAAUCUAUCAAUGAUCGGAAGACGGAAUUAUCAAGACCGAGCUAAUCCAAACGAACAAUUUCCUAUAAAGACACUUAGCUCUUACGCCGACACCAAAAACUAACCGAAAAAGGCUUUCGUUCAAACAAAAGGAUCGCUACCUCGUUCCCAGGGUUCUCUCCUACCCGCCCCCUGGGAGAACCCUGGGAACGAGGUUGAAAGGAUCGUUAUUUCGGCGCGAUUGAAGGGGUUUGAUUAAAUUUGGUUAAUAUGUGUCAUUUCAACAUUUGAGGUAUUCCUCUAAGGAGGAAUUGGUAGGAGUUGCCCUCGCGGCUAACAGGAAAGAGUCGAGUACGCUCAGACAUGGCAGCAGAGACCUUGUCACGGUUUUCGACGCCAUCUUGACGAGUAGGCAAACGCGUGAGAAAUUACAGUGUUUGUACAAGAAUCUAAUGUCGAAUAAUUUCCAUAAAACGGCUGUUCUGAACAAAAUAUCGAUUGUAAACUAAAGCUGCAAAACAAAGGAUUGUCCUAAAAAAAUUUGGGGCGUACCUGCGCUUAAAUUUCUCCAGAGGUUUGUUUAGAUUUUCCAUAUAUUUGUCUGUAAUUUUCCCGGGACUUGCUUACAGACAAAUGUAUAGAAAAUUUUAAAAAGUGGUUCUAGGUCUUCUAGUGCAUGUAACGCCCUGAAAUUUUUUCAGGAGAAUCCUUAGGAGUGAAGCUUUAGUUUACAAAUCAUAUUUUUUUCAGAACAGCAGUUCUAAGGAAAUUAUUCGACAUUAGAUUCUCAUACAAUCACUGUAAUUUCUCACGCGUUUGCCUACUCGUCAAGACGCCGUCGAAAACCGUGACAAGAUCUAUUUUGUGAAUGGUGUCAUGCACGCGCAAGAGGCAUCUUUUAAAACCUACAUUGGUCUCUUAUCGGGUUGAAAUUGUUUUCAGCUUCAGUGGCAAUGGCCGUUUUCCUGCUUUCCUGGAAAACAGAAGCCUUCCCAGCAGCUUUUCUUGGAAAUGCUGGAUGAGUGCCGUAUUAUCUUUUUUAAGUUUUUUAUACAUGCUUUCCAUUCGUUACAGAAUUUACCAACAAUUCGCGACUAGUAAGAAUCCCACUUUGAAUCAGCGCUACUAUCAAAGAGUUUCGUUUUUCUGGUCAGCAAAAAAAAAGUCAAAACAAUGGACUCUUGAUUACGGCUUUCAAAUAGAGACGUUAACAUAAAUGUUGUUCCUCAUAGGGAAUAUAACGUUAAUAUAUUUUCUACCUGGCCGUUCUGAUAAAGCCGUAACGAGACCGUCUAGUUAAGUUCGAAGUUAUUUCGUUUAGCAAAAGAAAUAAAAACAAAUUUUAUUGUCUUUGCAUAUCCUGAUAAUAAACACUCCAGGGAUUGGCAGAAUUCUCGAAAGUUAUUGACGCACACUUUGUCUCAAAUUUGCGUAUAACGUCUGUGCACUUGAAACACUGAGGCUGACAUUCCAGACGGUUCCCCUUAAUAAAUCUGAAUUGUUGGCUCCAUGUAAAGCACUCAAAAGACGAGUUACAUUGCUGGUGGGUGGGUGGGUCCCGCCGACUACCCAACAAUUCACUCACCUUGUAAUUUUCAUUCACACAGAGUGUACUAUUAUCCGGCCCAGAGGUAUAAAGUGUUGGUGUUUUUUCUCCAUAUCCAAAUUGUUCUCGUAGCUUUUAAAAACUCUCAGCGAAUUUACUUUAUUUUAGAAAGAUGUAAAUAUAGGCAAUAGACGACAAAAGUAUAUUGAAAGGUACACUGAGUGGAAAAACUUUUAAUUAAUUCAUAUUUUCUCCAUGUCCUCGAAGCCCAAAACGUUAACGUUGAACAUAAUGAUCCAGUAUAGAGGUACCAGGUUCCAUACCGAGCAUCACCCAUAUUUUCUUCGACGAAUUUAAUAGCAUUCUUUUCUUCUUCUUUUUUUUUUUUAUGGUCACUGGAGUACAGACUACUCAUAGCCAGUAAGCACAUGUCCUAUCAGGCGACUAUUUUUUCUCAUGUAAACGUUUUGCCAGGAAAUACAUGAAACGUUGGCUCGCCCAGGGUAGCUCGGGUAGGCGGGUCACUCUUCUACCACGGACAACGUACUUUUCUCCAUAAAACCAGAGCCUUACAUUUUGAAUGUCCAAAUUCAUUAAACUUUUUUUCCAGAUAUGAAUUCGAUGAUGAAGAAGGUGCCGCCGAAGUUGGAGAAGAAAAAAGUACUACUACAGUGCCAACAGCAUACCCACAUCCUAAAAAUUCCCAAAUAAUAUUUUGGGAUUUACCAGGAAUGGGGGACAUCCAAAACCCAGACCUGAAAACAUACUGCAAGGAAGUACAAUUGGAAACGUACGAUGCGUUCCUCAUCGUAACAUGCACCAGAUUCUCUAACAACGAUCUCCACUUGGCAGAGGAAAUAAAAAGGUCACUUAACAAACAUUUCUUCUUCAUUCGCACAAAAAUUGACGUGAGCGUCCAAUCCGGUAAAAUGAGGAAGAAAGUAUUUGAUGAAAAUGUCAUGCUUGAGGAAACAAGAAGCCGCUGUUCAGAAGUGCUGGGUGACCUGCUGAGCAGCAAGCAAGACAUAUUCCUGAUAAGCAACCAUUAUCCUAAAGAGUGGGAUUUCCCUAAACUCACUGAAGCCAUUUUAGAUGCGAUGCCCAAAUAUAAGCAAGAGAGUCUGACCUUGGCUCUGAAGAGCUUUUCACCUGAAAUAAUCAGGAGAAAAGUUGAAACCCUAAAACGACGUACAUGGAAGUCUGCUUUUAAAUCUGCUGUUGUCGGAGCGAUUCCCCUUCCUGCAGUUUCCGCAGUCUAUGAUGCCAACCUGAUUAUCGAUGAAAUCAACAUGUACAGAACCACUCUUGGUCUUCCAAAGGAAUGGUCUGAGGAAUUUACAAAACUGCAUUCUGCCACCAAAGAAACCACAGCCAAACUCACAGCGUUGCUGGCCAGUUACGUUGUGAGUAGCGUCGCUGAGGAGUAUGCUCGAUUCAUCCCAUUUAUAGGCACCGGCAUAGCCGGAGGAAUUUCAUUUGCUACUACAUUAGCUUUUCUUCGUUAUUAUUUGAAAAAGGGGGAAGAUGCAGCAUUAUUAGCUCUACAAGAAGCUGUCGAAAAGUUACCACGCAAUUAAGGAAUAAUUAAACUUCUAACGCUUUCUGAACGGUCAGGGUCCUUUCACCCACCCAAAUUUUUCCCUUAACGUAAGGAUUGCCUCUACGCAGCUAGAGUAUGUUUUGUAGACGUUAAAUGCCACAGUGAUUCUUUGUAAUUCAUUCAAACGUGUACAUGUACGUACUUGAUAUAUUGAAAGAUUGAAAGCUAUUACUUUAUGGAUCAGCUUAAUCAUUAUAGGCUAGUAUAAAAUUGUUGUAACGUUGGGGGUAUACCUUCCGUCUUCAUUAGAACGGAGGUAAAGGAUUUAGUCAAAAUCUAGAUUUCGGAACACAAAACCCAUAUUACUUUACGAACAUAAAUGAAAACUGCUUAGAAAUUAUAUUUUGUCG
Porites evermanni is the source of this 7062-nucleotide messenger RNA. Lineage: Eukaryota; Metazoa; Cnidaria; Anthozoa; Scleractinia; Poritidae. The record is from the annotation of a GenBank genome assembly.